UUGUAACAAUAUUUCGUCGAUAGUAUAUCGUAUAACAUUGAAUAGGAUAGUGCGACGCCAUUUUGUAAGUGUAUAUAGUGUUCAAAAUGGCUGUGGAAUACGAGAAAGACCCCUCUGUGAGCAACUUGAGGAAUUACCUUCGAAUACGAUCUGUGCAUCCCAAUAUUAAUUACGCGGAAUGCCUGACUUACUUGCGCGGCCAGGCAGCGGAGCUGGGCUUCCCUGUGAAGGUGUUCGAGCCAGUGCCAAAGAAGCCGGUGCUGGUGAUGACCUGCGAGGGCCAGGAACCGAGCCUGCCCAGCAUCCUGCUCAACUCUCACAUGGACGUCGUGCCGGUUUUUGAGAAAAGCUGGACAUACCCUCCAUUCGAAGCGCGCCUGGUCGACGGUGUCAUCUACGGCCGAGGAGUACAAGACAUGAAAUCUGUCGGUAUCCUGUAUCUGGAAGCCUUGAAGAGGCUCAAGAGCAAGGGCUUGAAAUUUAAGAGGACCAUCCAUCUAACUUUUGUACCAGAUGAAGAAGUGGGGGGCCUUAAAGGUAUGGGCGAGUUCGUGAAAACCGAAGACUUCAAGAAGCUGAACGUAGGAUUCUCCCUGGACGAGGGUCUGGCCAGCGCCAGCGAGUACUACCAUGUAUACAACGCUGAAAGGAGCAUCUGGCAUAUCACAAUGAUAUGCCCUGGAAAGUCCGGACACGGAUCUUUGUUGCUUCCAGACAAUAAUGGAGAAAAGAUUCGGUACAUCAUUGACAAGUUCAUGGAUCUGAGACAAGAAUCGAAGAAGAAGUUAGAAGAGGACAGCAAGCUGACCAUCGGAGACGUCACUACCGUAAACUUGACGAUGCUAAAUGGUGGAAUACAAAACAAUGUGAUUCCAGAGAAAUUGACUGUUAGCUUCGACCUGCGCUUGGCUACUACUGUCGACCAUGAGGAGUUCGAAAAUAUGAUAAAGGGUUGGUGCAAGGAAGCUGGGGACAAUGUGAGCUAUAAGUUCGAUCAGAAGGACCCGUACGUGAGCCCUACAAAAGUUGACGAUACCAACGCAUAUUGGUUGGCUUUCAAGGGGACUUUCGAUAAACUGAAACUCCCGCUCAAAGUCCUCACGUUCCCGGGCGGUACCGAUAGCCGUUACGUCCGCGAGAGGAGGAUCCCAGCGCUGGGCAUCACCCCCUACUGCCACACGCCCCCCCAGAUACACGAACACGACGAGAGUCUCAAAGCCGCUACGUUCCUCCACGCAAUCUCCGUGUAUGAAGAACUUAUACCGACUUUGGCUAAUGUUUAAAGAUGAACAGUAAAAAGCAAUUUAUGUAAAGACAAUUAGCAUUCUCUCAUUCUCUGUAACACUAUUAGAUAAUUAUAGAUUUUAGCACCCAAUCGCUCAAUGUACUUUAAAAAAAUUCACUUACAAAUAAUAUUUUAUUUUAUUGUCCUUUUUCUUCGAGAACUUUUGAACGUCUGAUAACAUUGGUGAAAAUUUGAAAGGCAUCUGACAGGAUGUUAUCAUCCUAUUUUACUUGAACGUCUGUAAAUAACUGAAAUUUGGCAUGUAAGAUUAUGUACAAUAAAGGUUACUAUAUUGUUAUUAUAAGGGUGCGUUGCACCAGUCACUUUGACGUCAACUUUAACUUUUUAAAUGGCUUCUAAUUUUUCUGCGCACUUUCAAGUUAACGUCUAAAGUUGACUAGUACAACGCACUCUACACUCUAAGAGAUGAUUUUCCGAACGGGGAAAAAUAUUUUUACGAGGUAAAACAGACAUAUAAACUUCA
Messenger RNA from Plodia interpunctella (Indianmeal moth), 1769 nucleotides. RefSeq names its product aminoacylase-1-like. The record is from RefSeq and is a predicted model, not a curated record. Bases 87 to 1283 code for a protein of 398 amino acids. Gene Ontology annotation, biological process: amino acid metabolic process. NCBI's taxonomy places the organism in Eukaryota, Metazoa, Arthropoda, Insecta, Lepidoptera, Pyralidae. Gene Ontology annotation, cellular component: cytoplasm. The transcript has 9 exons. Gene Ontology annotation, molecular function: aminoacylase activity.